UCGGCAGCAGAUCACACUUAGCUUGGCUGAUGGAAAAGCUCGACCCCAAUGACAUGACAAUUCGAGCUGGCCCUGGAAAGGAGCUGAAAAUAACAAAGGAUAUGGUGCACCUAAUUUUGGGUUUACCGAAUGCUGGGGGAGGAACUGCAUUGGGCAUCGAUGAAGCUGUUGUUGCCAACAAUUUGAGAGCUGAACUUGGGCUAUCGAAAGAAGAUUUUGGGGUUACAGCUCUACAAGAUCGUUUGAGGAAAGGUUCUGACGAUGAUUUAAGCAUCAGAUGCUUUUUCUUGAUAUUGUUCAAUAGGUUGUUGUUCCCUACUGCCAGCUGGGGAAUAACGAACCAUGAGGUUCUUUUAACCGAGCAGAUGGAUCGUUUCCACCAGAUUGACUGGUGUCAGCUUAUUUUCAAUGAUUUAUGCCAAGCUGCCAAGAAGUGGCAUAACAGGAGCGUUACGAACGUUUCUACAACCAUCUAUGGAUGUUCCAUCGUUAUUCUUCUGUAUUAUUUGGAUCAUUUGCAUGACUCAGCGGCACCCCUGAACAAACGUGGAACACCACGAAUCAAAUACUUUGAUAGGAAUAUUAUUCAAGCCCUGACAAGAGCUGACAAGGGCAAGAUACACAAAGGAGAAGAAGCAUUUGGACAUUGCUCGUUCCGAAGCUCCUCAGAGACCUGCUACACAGAUGUACCACCCGUUCAUGCACAAUUCAAGGCAUGA
Messenger RNA from Zea mays, 719 nucleotides. RefSeq lists its product as uncharacterized. The transcript is spliced from 3 exons. The record is from RefSeq and is a predicted model, not a curated record. NCBI's taxonomy places the organism in Eukaryota, Viridiplantae, Streptophyta, Magnoliopsida, Poales, Poaceae. Bases 30 to 719 code for a protein of 229 amino acids.